This is a messenger RNA of Melanotaenia boesemani (Boeseman's rainbowfish), 5401 nucleotides long. Its product is annotated as glypican-1-like. The transcript is spliced from 11 exons. The record is from RefSeq and is a predicted model, not a curated record. Gene Ontology annotation, cellular component: extracellular region; plasma membrane; synapse. NCBI's taxonomy places the organism in Eukaryota, Metazoa, Chordata, Actinopteri, Atheriniformes, Melanotaeniidae. The coding region runs from base 487 to 2130 and encodes 547 amino acids. Gene Ontology annotation, molecular function: fibroblast growth factor binding. Gene Ontology annotation, biological process: cell migration; regulation of protein localization to membrane; negative regulation of fibroblast growth factor receptor signaling pathway.
UUCCACAGAGUGGCAGCGCUGGCACAGCAUCGUUCAGAAACCCCUGAGCUGAGCUGCGGUUUCUGUCUGUGUGCACCUCGUUACUCUGAUCCCUCCGGGCCGUUAAAGCCGGCAGGCGUGAGCCAAAACCCCAACGGUGGAUAAAUAAGACAGAAGAUCUAUACUUAUCCUGGGUAGCCUUCUGCAAGAGAAGAUUAUUAUUUGGGGGAAAUAAUAAACCUCCUGUCCUGUGCUCAGGAACAGACGGGACAUCUGCGCUGGGAAGAAUCGCUCCUGUGCUGGGCAGUAGUGCGCGGAGAGCAGCCACACUCUGAGCAGACGCACUAUAAGGACAGACGGCAAGAAGGUGGAGGAUAUUUUACGCACAGCCCCACCAAGUACCGCUCUAACACAAAUCAUCUACUCCGUGGGGGACUCAACAUUGCCUCCUCGUCACUUGGACGGAUUUUCACUUGACCAAGUCUCUAACUACAAGGGUUUGCAGGAAUGGAUUCCUUCAUUAUAGCGGCCCUGGUACUGUGCUCUCUUACAGUACCAGCCUUUGGGGACAAAGGGACCAGCAAAGCCCGGAGUUGUUCGGAUAUCCGACAGUUUUACAGUGGGAAGGGAUUCUCUCUGGAUGGUGUCCCUCAGUCUGAAAUGUCAGGGGAGCACCUGCGCAUCUGUCCUCAGGGUUACACCUGUUGUACCAGUGAAAUGGAGGACAACCUGGCCAUCCUGAGUCGCAGGGAGAUAGAAGGAGUUCUUAAAAAUGAUGGACGAUCCUUACAGACUUCAAUUGUUGGACAUCACAAGGUCUUUGAUGAAUACUUCCAUGAGUUGCUGAACCGCUCCAUGAUAAGUCUGCAGGAGACUUUCACUUCCACUUGGGGCGCUCUGUACUCCGAGAAUGCCAAGGUCUUCUCUGACCUAUACAAGGAUUUGAGGGGCUACUACCAGGGCUCCAAGCUCAACCUGGAAGAGUUGUUCAGUGAAUUCUGGGCCAAACUACUGGAGAAGGUCCUCUAUCAGGAAAACAAGAAAAACUCAAUAGAUGAGGAGUACCUGGAGUGUGUUUCAAAGGAGAUGGAGACACUAGAGCCUUUUGGAAACACACCUGAGAUAUUGACAAUAGAAGUCACCCGCAAAUUUGUGGCAGCUCGCUCAUUUGUUCUGGGACUGCUGCUCAGCAAAGACGUGGUGCAAAAGGUUUCUCAGGUGCCACUGAGCCAGGAGUGCAUGCGAGCCAUUACGAAGAUGACUUAUUGUCCCUACUGCCGUGGCAUGCCCUCUGCUAGACCUUGUUCCAACUAUUGUAGCAACGUCAUGAAGGGCUGUCUAGCCAACCAAGCUGACCUCAACACUGAAUGGAGGCAUCUAGCAGAAACAAUGUCGAUUUUGGCGGAGCGACGCUUGAAGGAUGUAGACAAAGUGAUCCUCUCUAUCCCGAAUCAUAUAUCAGGAGCCAUGCUUACCAUGGUGGAGAACCUUGACACAAUAAACAGCAAGUUGCUCCAGUCAUGUGGCAGCCUCAGAGAAGGAGGAACGAGUAGCACAGGAGUUGAGGAAAUAAAAGGAGGAAGAGUUACAGUAGAAGACAAGUUGGAAGACAGCUCAGUCAAAAUGGCAAAGUUGGUUGAGGAUGUAGCCAUGAGACUGAGAGACAUGCAGUCGCACUGGGUUUCUCUUCCAAAAAUUCUUUGCGACGACAGAGUUGCCACUGGAGCAGGGGCUGAAGAUAAGUGUUGGAACGGGAUAAGUCGUGCCAGGUACCUGCCUGAGGUGAUGGGCGAUGGCAUAGCCAGUCAGAUCAACAAUCCUGAAGUGGAAGUUGACAUCACCAAACCGGACAAGACAAUACGCCAACAAAUAUUGCAGCUAAAGGUCAUGAUUAACCGCCUAAAGAAUGCUCUCAAUGGUCGGGAUGUGGACUUUCAGGAUACCAAUGAUGAUGCCAGCGGCUCUGGAAGUGGCAACUGUCCCGAUGAAAUGUGCUCCCGGGGCCCACGCCUUGUUGUACCCGUCACUGACCGACCCAUAUUCUAUCUGUAUCCUCCAGAAAAGAAUAGGGUGAAAUCCUCAGCCCAACAAAGCCUGCCGUCCAUCGCUAUCUGCCUGCUUUCACUGCUCACCCUGCUGCUCCGGCGAUAAUUGACAGAAGAAUCUCCAAACUGGGACUGAGUUUGGUACAUGGGGGCUGGGGGGAAGAGUUUGAAAAUGAGGGAGGGGGCAAAGUUGGGGGUUAGUUACUCUGCCAAAAGUAAAUGAGUUUAAAGAAACAACAACAAAAAUAAUAACAAUAAUAAUAGUAACUUGGAUGGACUUCCUUUGGCUUUGGAUCAGAACAAAAUGGAGUCAUGAAUAUUCACCAGUGUUUUGUUCUGCUCUUGUCCUUUAUUUUUCAUUAGUCUAUGACACCAUUAGAGCUGGUCUUGUUUUCAUCCUCUAAGGAUAUGUUUCUGGUGUUUGGGUUCUCUGAGACAUGUAAGACUAUAUUGUUAACAGUAUGUUGGUGUGGACACCACAGAGAGAGGGAGAAUGGAGCUUUGGAGUGGCACUCAGAUGCAUGUCUGAGUUCCACUUAUAUUCAAUAGAGUUACUUAUUUAUUGAGACUUGUCAGUAGACCCCAAAUUGGUUUAACCACACUGAAAUAUGUAUAAGUAAACUACACAAACCUCAAACUGAAAAGAAAUUAUGUAAUGUUACUUUUAAAUGAGGAUAAUCUGGACAACAUGAGCCAUCAGCCCUUUUAACGCAUUAGGCUUUCUCUCAGUGAAGAUGAGAGCGCUCCGCAUCAGCACUUUCUGCCAUUUCAUCAUGUAAGCUGUAAUAAAAGCCAUGAUCACAUUCACACAGACAUAAUCGUCCAAUAUAGGGGUAAGGUGUCCAGUACAUCACUCUGUUCAUCCAUCCUUACAUCCUUACAUUCACCCCACCCUGCUUCCCUGCAAAGGCAGACCUUCCUCUCCAGACCCUGCUUGCAGUGUAGCAUCAAGCUGAGAUUCCGGUUUAAGCAAAGCGUGCUCAGCUGUGACAGAUUUCAGAUGACAGCAUGUGGAAUAGAGGUGUUGGUUCAAGAUUGCCCUAACAACAAACAAGGCUUGUAAUAGAACAGAAAUGUACACAGAAACAGAAACACUGCUGUCCUGCUGCACUUUGUUAAGUAAUCCUUUUAUCUUCACAGCAGAUCAAAUAUAUAGUACACAUCAUGUUGUGUAUUUUCCUUCCAGAAGCCCAGUGUUAUUGUUCUUGCCAUCAUAAUUUCAGUGUCAUGGGCUAUUUGUGUAAUUACAGUAAUGAUCAGUAUCACAGAAAAUACCACAUCAUGAACGUCUUUGAAAAUAACUACUAUUUUUGUGGCAAACAAACCAUGUACAUAUUUUUGAUUGCUUCUUUGUUUUCUAGAAAUGAAAAAAAAAAAACAACAGUGCAACACCAAACUUUUUAUUAUGGGCAGGCCAUUGUUUGCUUUAUGUAUUUCUUUUCAUAUCCAUUAGAGUAUCCAUAUCUGCCUUUCAUUUCUCUGAAAUUUCUCUAUAUGAGUGCCUCUUUGUGCCCACCCCAAUUCUCUCAACCUUUUCCAUGCUCAUCAGUUAUAAUGACCUUUAGAGUGUUCCUUUUGCUUUUACAUGAUAGCAAGGCAACAUGACAAUGACACAGUGCUUCAUUAUGUGUCAACCUUCCGAGGAAUAUUUUGGGAACACAGUGUAACGCCUUUCCUGAUGAGAUGCUUGCUUGAUGAGAAAUCAAUUACUACACUUAAAUUUAAAUAAAAGUAAAAGCUCUCAUUUUAGGAACGUUGUGUGAAGGAUGAUGGGACAAUGAUAGCAAAUGUGUUUGCGUAAGAAAUUGUGUGUGAAUGUGUGUAUUUGUCUAUAAUUCACAGAACAGGAGAGGGAAGCACGAACCUUUAUAAAUCAUGUUUGGAUGGAACAGGAAUGAAAUCUAUUUAAAAUGUAUUGGACUAACAUUGUUUAAUAACUAUUAAACUGACAGCAAUGGGAGAUUAAUAUAGCUCAUUUUUUCAAAAUUAGUAUUUUCAACGUGCUACUGUAAUUACUCAUAUUCUUUGCUGAUGGUAUCUGUGUUGUCAGAAUUCUGUAUGGCAGUGAGCUGGAAGGUGGAGUACUCAAAUGGACAAGUUUUUAAAUGAGCAUCGUUGUGCACUGGGACAAUCCACUAGAAUUCUUGUCAUCAAACAUGUGCACAUAGACAGUUUGUAAUACUGCAAAUUUUGGGGGCUCUGUCAAAGUUUGAGAAAUGCAACUUUUAAAUAUCUGGUUAAUACCUGCUCGGAAAAUCAGUGACUUUGUUGUAAUAUUUGUUAGAUGACAGGUGUCUUUGAUGGUACUCCUUUUUUUUUUUUUAAAUGCUUUAUUACUGAAUGAUUUGUUGCUGUGUGUUUGUGUGUUGGUGUCUGUCUCUGUGUUAGUCCCUGGUUAAAAAAUCUGCCUGUGACUGCCUUUGACACUUUGGGGUCAAUUUUGAGAUUAGAAGAGCAAUAUUAGCUGUUGUGUUGGGGAUUUAAAAAAAAAGAAAAAAAAAAAAAAAAGAUUUGAACAAAGUUAGCAAGCACAUUACACAGGUUCUCUUUUUGUGACCUUUUGGGAAAAAUCUGAACAUGACUGUGAAAGAACACAAAGCCCUGAAAAGAAUAAGAAAUUGUUCCAACUGUGAUGGUGACAUUCCAGUUCAAAGAUGACCCGCGACUUUAGACUCACAACUUCGGUUUCAGUGACUGCCUCACAAUGUCAUCGGCUGAAAUUUGCACAACCCCACUACCCUCCCCACCCCUCCUCCUUCACUUUUUGAUCUCAUUAAUUUGUUGUUCAAAGUCCCCCCUCCCCUUUGUAAAACCUGCACUUUUAUGAGGCCACUAAAUGGCAUUGUCUGCACAGAGACAUCACAAGACGGUCGAUCGAUACAAGAGUCAACACCUUCCAGAAACGACUAUUGAUUGGGGAUGUGUGUGUAUGCAGAUAGAUGUGGCCCAGCAAGCCGACUCCUGUUUGACGAUGGUGAAAGAGUGUAAACAUGAAGCCCUUCCCCCUUAUUGUGUGAGGAAGCAGGAAAAAGCACAGCACUGAUCUCAAAUCAGUGUUUGUCCUGCCUUCAUUCAUAACUGCAGGUGGCAAUAAUGCAAAGCUGAUUACCUAACAUUUAUUAACAGCUUUAUUUUACACUGAGCUAAGAAUGGGAGGCAUUUCUGAAAGGUGCCAAGUUAUGAGGAAAAUAAAUACUUUAUUUUUUUUUUCUUGUUUUGGUUGACUUUUGUUGUAUUGUUAUCAGAUCAGAUUAUGGAAAGUUUGUUCUUACAGUGAAGACAGAAGCCAGAAAGAGGUUGAGAAAUAUAUAAAAUGUCUCGUUUGCUGUUGUACCUGAGAUCUUGUGUCAAUUAUAUACAUUGUAAGAUUUUCAACA